Ipomoea triloba (trilobed morning glory) is the source of this 1586-nucleotide messenger RNA. RefSeq names its product RGG repeats nuclear RNA binding protein A-like. Gene Ontology annotation, cellular component: nucleus; cytoplasm. The coding region runs from base 242 to 1321 and encodes 359 amino acids. The transcript has 7 exons. NCBI's taxonomy places the organism in Eukaryota, Viridiplantae, Streptophyta, Magnoliopsida, Solanales, Convolvulaceae. Gene Ontology annotation, molecular function: RNA binding. The record is from RefSeq and is a predicted model, not a curated record.
UUCCUUCUCUGUUCACUCUACGCAGUACACAGUUAUCUAGUUCUAUAUCUCCUUCCCUGCGUUGCGGCUAGGGUUUCACCAGACCCUUUAUUCUCUCUCGCCAAACCUUUCUAGACUUUUUAUCCUAGUGUGGAGUACAUAGAUCCGAUUAUGGGUAUACUGUGGUUCUAAGGUUUUCCACUGGGGGUGUUAGGGCUUCAUUUAAUUAUCUGAAAGCCUGAAAGCGGUCUGUCGUUUAGAAAUGGCGGAUUUGAACCCUUUUGAUUUGUUGGGCGAUGAUGAUGCCGAGGACCCGACGCAGCUGGUCGCUAAGGUCGCGCCGGCGAAGAAAGCGCAAGUUUCCACCGCUCAGAAGCCGCAGCAACAGGCUAAGCCGCCGGCUAAGCUCCCCUCCAAGCCUCUUCCCCCGGCUGAAGCUGUAAGAGAGGGAAAGACUGAACCUGGUCGUGGAGGUCGUGGUGGGCGAGGACGUGGCCGUGGUCGGGGUGGUGGUGCAGGGUUUGACAAGGAAAAUACCAACAAUUGGAGUACAUUUGGUAGCAGGGAAUUUUCUGGAGGCAGUGCUCCACCUGAAGAGGCAGAUUCUGGAAAACCUUCAGAAAGACGUGGUGGCGGCUAUGGUGGACCUCGUGGAGCUUUCCGUGGUGGUCGCCGAGGUGGGUUUGGUGAUGGUGAUACAGCUGAUGGUGAACGGCCUCGCAGAGUCUUUGAUCGCAGAAGCGGAACUGGUCGCGGCUCUGAAUUAAAACGGGAAGGAUCUGGACGGGCAAAUUGGGGGACUGAAACAGAUGAGCUUGCUGUCAUGACAGAAGUUAAUGAAGUUGAGAAAACUCAAAAUGUGGAGAAGCCUUCCAGAGAAGAGGAAGAAACGGAAGCAAACAAGGAACCUCCUAGUACUGAAGCUGAGGAGAAGGAACCUGAAGAUAAGGAGAUGACUCUAGAAGAAUAUCAGAAGGUGUUGGAGGAAAAGAGGAAGGCACUGCAGGCACUCAAACCUGAGGAAAGAUCCGAAAGGAAGGUCGAUGCUAGUGAGUUUGAUUCUAUGCAACAGAUUUCCAAGAAGAAAAACACUGAUGAUAUCUUCAUAAAAUUGGGUUCUGAGAAGGAUAAGAGAAAAGAGUCUUUGGAGAAGGAAGAGAAGGCCAAAAAGUCUGUCAGCAUUAAUGAGUUUUUGAAGCCUGCUGAGGGUGAGAGGUACUAUGGUGGUCGUGGUAGGGGUCGUGGGCGUGGUAGAGGAUAUAGAGGAGGUGAUGCAAUGAACAACAUGGAUGCCCCUUCCAUAGAAGAUCCCGGACAAUUCCCAACGUUAGGUGGCAAGUGAGAUGGCCCUUGCAGUUGAUGACCGAUCUAUAGUGUGUUCGUGUUUGGGCUUCCCGCUCUUCUCUGAAUAUUUGUUGACUUGGAAUAAUGGAGUGGAAGUAACAAAAGCUCCCUGAAGUUUGUUUUAAAUGUAAAUUUCUUGUGCCAUUUCAUGUGAUCUCCAUGUAGCUUUUCGUGUAAUGUGAUGCUACCUCUUGUUACCAUUCUGAAUUGGGGCAUAUGAAACAGUUUUAACUUAUAACACUUGAUGGUCUCAUGUUCCUCCU